Molecule: messenger RNA, 981 nt
Organism: Paramecium tetraurelia
Lineage: Eukaryota; Ciliophora; Oligohymenophorea; Peniculida; Parameciidae
Exons: 4
Biological process (GO): glycine import into mitochondrion
Cellular component (GO): mitochondrion
Molecular function (GO): glycine transmembrane transporter activity
Source: RefSeq, a predicted model, not a curated record
AUGGUAGAGUAGUAACGAGUCCAUUUCCAAGGAUUGCUUGGAGCCACCGCUUCUCUCAUAUCUACACUUGCUGUUUAACCACUGGAGGUUAUCAAGAUGGUCAUGAUUGUUAAAUCCAAUCCUGCCAACUACAGAUUGACAAGCACAUAUGGAUCAGCCGAAUACAUACUAAUCAAUGAAGGACUCAAUGGAUUUUAUCGCGGCUUGCGCCCUGCAUUAGUUAGAAACAUGAGCGCUGGCUUCCUGUAUUUUCAAAUGCUAUCCUAUGCUACAAGUGUGGAACGUAAUGUUUCCCAAGACUUUCUUGCUUCCUUUUUUGCCAGAGGGCUCUCCAAUUUCAUUACUAAUCCAAUUCUCCUAAUUGAAACUCGAGCUGAAGUUCCUGGGUACUAAUACACAUCCCUAUGGAAGACAGCGAAAACCAUUGCAAAACAAGAAGGUGUGAUGAGCUUCUUCAAGGGAGGUCUCACCUGCUCAAUCAAAGACAGUCUAUUCGCUGGAAUCUAUUAUGUCGUUUACAGGAAGAUGCACGAGAUGUUCCUAACCUCUGACUCUGGCUUUUCCCCUUCAAUCACCUUCCUCUCCGGAAUGAUCGCCGGUCUAGUUGGCACCUGUGCAAGUCACCCCUUUGAAAUUCUCAGGGCGAGACUAUAGACCAACUAUUAUCAUGAUCAAAUGACCAUCAUGGAAAGAUUCAAAAGCACAUAUCAAAACGAAGGACUAUAUGGGUUCACUAUUCUUACUAUAUGCUUAGAUUUACUAAAGGUCUCAGUCCUAGAUUAGUUAGAAAAACCCUUGGCCAAUUCGAUUUCAUUUCUUCUUGUAGAACAUUUAAAUCACCUCUUGUAUGGUACUUAAUUUCACUUUUUGAUUGUUAAUUUAAUGUAAUCACUUUACAAAAAUAAAUAAAUAUAUUCUAAAAAUAGAAACCUAUUUAUUAUUUUUCUUCUUUUUUUAUAUUAUAAAAAUUAACAAUUUUGA